Paraglomus brasilianum is the source of this 6576-nucleotide messenger RNA. NCBI's taxonomy places the organism in Eukaryota, Fungi, Glomeromycota, Glomeromycetes, Paraglomerales, Paraglomeraceae. The record is from the annotation of a GenBank genome assembly.
AUGAAAGCCAUAGGCUUCAGGAAUUAUCAGCACCAACUCAUUGAAAACUUUCAGUCAUCUGUUCUUGCUAGUGGUGGCAGUGACUCGCUUGUGUUUUUUCCGCCAGAAUUUAAUAUAUCCGAAAAACAGUGGCCAUAUCUACUCAGGAGGGAAGAAGAUUGGAGUCAUACUGAUAUGAGAUCAUUUAUUAAUUCAUGUCUUAUGGCCUCAUCCCCCGGCAACCCAUUGGCCGAAGAGGUGGUGAAUAAGUUGUCGAGUGACAAAGGGAUACCUAGGAUAAGAUUCAUAUGCAAUAAUACAUCAAUGAACGUUGAUGCGGGAGUCGGCAAUAGAUCGGUAUCCUUCCAGUCUGUAAUGUUACCUUUCAUAGCACUGCUUGUUAGGAACGGCGUUCGAGAAUCGACUCUCGAAAAGCAAGUGAAUAUAAUCUAUUCGACCGUAUAUACAUACGUGGACACCAUCGUUCAUGAUCAAAUGUUGCGUUGUGUAGACGAGUUAAUACGCAGGAAAUCACUUAAAGACACGUCUACGACAGAGCAGGAACUACUCAACGUAAAUGCGUUCAUACCUGUUAGUUAUGCUCAGAUACUUUUAGUGCUUGUACGAUUUGUGAAUGAAAUACUCGGCAGAAUCAAAGAAGCUAGGAUGAACGUGACAUUACAGAAGAUAGGAGGAAGAUUAGAACGGGCAACUAUUGCAUGGAAAGAAUUUUUGUCGAACGGUCUUAUGUAUGGAGAUAUUUUAUCGAGUAGUGACGGUCUGGGAUCAUACUGCUUUACAGUUAUAGACAAGGAACUGAACAAAAUGAAAAAAAUAUUGGAUUCGGGAAGGAGAAGCCUAGAGAGGGGGAUGGAAGUUACAAAGAUAAUGUUCGAAAAUGUUGGGUUGAACAAAGAAGCUAUAACUGCAGCCAUGCAGUUGGACUUAUGUCGGUCGUAUGAUCCACCAGGUGAACACUCUAAGCAUGGGAAACGCCAUGACAAUGAUGCAGUCAACUUUCAAGAAAUACGCGUAAUCCCCACUGCAGAUGAAAUUCUCUGCAAACGCAAUCCCUUUCUUCCUUCAACUCUCCCCACCACUCCUCACUUUCUCGAACCCGGUCCAGACCGUCUGUUAGACACUCAAUUUCGACUCGUACGUGAAGACAUGUUAAAUCCAUUACGCAUUGGUCUUCAUGAUUUCUUGGCAGAUCUAGACAAGGACAAAUCACAGAUAGCGAAACUAUUAGACAAGGGUGGAAGAUUUAAAUCAGAUAAAGGAAACCACAGCGGUGGAGACUUGAAUGUUUAUGCGAAUGUCAAGUUUAAUGGUAUCCAAGUGAAUAAAAACAGAGGGUUUCUAGUUCGAGUAGGAUUUAAACAGCCGAAAGUUAUUAAAACUGGAGAACAGAGAAAGUUUUAUUGGGAGAGAUCAAGAAAAUUAAUGCAUGGGAGUUUAAUUUGUGUGUUAUGGGCUAAUGACUAUGAAAAGGACCGGGACAUCGUGAGUUCUAAGAAUGCCUUUACACUUUAUUUCGGCGUAAUUGCUGAAAGAAAUGAAAACUCGCUGUCAGAGAAGGCAGAUGAAGCGAUAAUCGGCGUCCAUUUUAUCGAAAGUUCGAUCUAUCCAAUCGUUUUAGAGGAUAUGACGCUUGCCCGCAGGCUAUCGGAGACUGGGCCUAAACUUCCUGAUCGAUUUAUGGUAGAAUCAACUGGAGUUUACUUCGAAUCCUAUGUUCACAUAUUGAAAGCGCUCCAAGAUUUCAGUCCGGGGGCACUCCCGUUUUCUCGACAUCUUGCUCCGGCAACAGAAGAAGAACUGACCGCCAAACUCGAACCACCGUUGUACGCACGCGCGCCUGGUUUUAAAUUCGAUCUGUCGGCAUUACUUGAUAAGAAGACAGCUUUAACGUUAGAGCCUGAUAAUGAACUUUCACGGAACUCAGCUGUGCAGACAUUAGUCCAAUCAGGCAAGCUGGAUGAAAGUCAGGCCGAGGCACUAACCUAUUCUCUGUGCAGGGAAAUUGCUUUGAUCGAAGGGCCACCCGGUACCGGAAAGACAUACGUCGGAGUAGAAUUGAUGAAAGUUCUUUUGGAUGAAUCAAAUCAGAAGAGAGCUUCCAUUGGUCCCGUAUUGACAAUAUGCUUCACUAAUCAUGCACUGGAUCAGUUCCUUGAAAAUCUCUUACAUGUUGGGGUGAAAGACGUUGUUCGAUUGGGAAGUCGAUCGAAAUCGGAAGAGAUCAAACCAUUUGCUUUGGAAGAACGCUCUCGCAAACAACAAAAAUCCCCUGAACAUAGGCGUAUGUUGGGGGCUGCCUAUAGCGAAUUGGAGACUUUAUCGAAAGAAGCGCAUGUGUUGACUGAGCGUUUGGCUCGCAAGACAAUGGAUUGGAGCGAUGUAGAAAUGUUGCUCAUGGUCGAUCACAACUCAGUUUAUCAGCAACUGACGGAGGGCCCGGUAGAUUUUCAUUCUGAAUUUAUCGAAUUGGAAGAAGAAGACUUCGAUCCUAAUAAUAGUUACGCAACUGAGUUUAAUAAUAGGAAAGUAAAUCAAGAUGAUAAUGAAGAAUGGGAGUAUGUCGGUGCUGGGAGGGGCCGCGAGCCGCGAUCGCUAUUUGCUCAAUGGGUUCAUGGGACUGACAUCAGACGCAAGCAGCAGACUAUUGAACGUCUGAAAAAUAUUGAAAUAGAAAAGAGAGAACGUAAACGGGGAAAAGGGAAAAAUAAAAAUACCGAAAAUCCGUUUGAGCUUUUACAAAAUCAAGACGAAGAUAUAACAAUGAUUGACGAAGAAGCAACGAAUUCUGAAUCAUCAAACAAUCAAUUUUUGAUGCAAGCAUUACAAAUACAAAUACCAGAAACAGACAGACCUUUGGACGUUUUGCUUGAGGAAUGCAAUUAUGGGAGUAGUGUGUGGGAUAUGAGUAUUAUUGAGCGAAGGAGAUUACAUGACCAUUGGAGAAAAUUGAUAAAUGAAGAGAUUAUUGAGAAGUUAGCGGAGUUGGUUAAAAAACACACAGAGAAACGGAAGGAAGUUGAUAAUAUUCACGAUGGAGUUCGAAAGGAAAUACUCAAAUCCGCUCAAGUAAUUGGGAUGACUACAAAUGGAGCGGCCAAAUUCCAAUCGCUGAUACGUUCAGUAGCUCCACGUAUAAUCGUAUGUGAGGAAGCAGGCGAAGUAUUGGAAGCUCACAUCCUUGCACCAUUGAAUGAGACACAGCAUCUCAUUCUCAUUGGUGAUCACUUGCAACUUAGACCACACGUGGCAACAUACGGCCUUAGUUUAGACUCCGACGUCGGUAAGAACUAUGCGCUCGACAGGUCCCUAUUUGAACGUUUGGUAAACGAGAAAAAGCCGAUGGUCAAAUUGUUAACUCAAAGACGGAUGCGUGGCGAAAUAGCUGACCUAGUAAGGGACACUCUGUACCCUGAUCUCAUAGAUCAUGAAGUUACAACGAAAUACCCUCCUGUGCGUGGAACACCGUAUAAUCUUUUCUUCUUUGAUCAUAUGAAUCCAGAAGACGCAGCUGGUAGUAAUCAAUUUGCGAUGCAAUCCCAUUCAAAUUCAUUCGAAGUGAAGAUGGUUGUCGAAAUGGUAAAAUACUUUGUUAGAAAUGGCUAUGAUAAAGAUGGUGACAUUGCCGUGUUGACGCCCUAUUUGGGGCAGAUGAUUAAGAUAAGAGAUGCGCUAAACAAGCAAUUUGUAGUCAUCAUUGAUGAAAGAGACAACGAGCAGAUUGCUAUGAUGACUGAAGAUGAGCUUGUAGAAGCUGAUUCUACCAACGAAGCCUCAUCUUCGGUAGCUAUACCCACAGCAUUAAAAAAAUCACUGACGAGACAAGUUACACUGCGGACCAUUGACAACUAUCAAGGAGAAGAGGCAACAAUAGUCAUUAUAUCACUCGUCCGAAAUAUAUCUCAAUAUAGCAGCAAAGCCACUAUUGGCUUCUUGAAAUCAAAGAACCGUACCAAUGUGCUAUUAUCUCGUGCUAAACAUGGUAUGUUCUUACUGGGAAAUGCCAAUCUCCUUGUUGAGAAAGCAGAACGGGAGGGAAUGAAAAUGUGGCCAACAGUAAUCAAUACACUCAGAGAACGUGGUCAACUAGGCAGUGCAUUCCCAUUGCAAUGCGAAAGACAUCCUGAUACAAUUAAUUUCGUCGAAAAGCCUGAACAGUUUUCCGAAUUCGCACCUGAUGGCGGAUGCCAGGAGCCAUGCGGAUUCACCCUGAAAUGUGGUCACAUAUGCCAGUACAAAUGCCACUACGAUGAUCCUGAUCACAUUGGUGUCAUGUGCUAUAAACCAUGUCAGAGACUACACGAAUCAUGUCGACACGCAUGUCCAAAGACUUGUGGAGAGCCAUGUGGGAACUGUAAUCUAACUAUCAAUAAUGUCGAAUUACCUUGUGGACAUAUUAAAAAGAAAGCCCCUUGUUAUCAGGCAUGUGAUCCGACGUUAAUUAAAUGUGAGGUGCUUAUUGAUUGCGUUCUCCCCAGGUGUGGCCACCAACAAAAAAGGCAUUGUUUUGAAGCGAUAGAAGACGUUAAAUGCAGUCAAAAAUGUGGAAUGCCGUUAGGAUGUAGUCAUUCUUGCGCUUCGAACUGUGAGGAAUGUCAGCGCAGAUCUAUCCGCACAUCAGCCACGAAAGAAGCUACAUUAGAUGAAAACGGUCAUGUGACAAAAACUAAUCAUUUCCCAUGCAAGCAAGUGUGCGGACGUAAUUUGUAUUGUGAACAUCGUUGUACGAGUGCAUGUCACGAUGGAAAGCCCUGUCCACUAUGCAGCGGAAAAUGCAUGAUUAGAUGUAGACAUUCUACAUGUAACAAAAGAUGCUCCGAACCUUGCAAUGUCUGUUCCGAGCCAUGUGAUUGGCAAUGUAAACAUCAAGGCAAAUGUUCGCUCAGUUGUGGAGCUCCUUGUAUUCGACUGCCAUGCAACCACCGAUGCGAGAAACUCUUACCUUGUGAUCACCAAUGUCCUGGUGUAUGUGGAGAAGAAUGUGUUCCUGUUGAAUUCUGCCCCAUCUGUGCCCUACCCGAUAUACGAAAGCAAACAUCUAAUGCGGCAAUGUUAGAGGAGUUUGGCGAAGUUGAUUGGGACAUUAAUAGGAUGAUUGUUCUAGAAUGUGAGCAUGCAUUUACUAUGGCUUAUCUUGACCAGCAAUUGGAGAUGAACAGAUUUUAUGAUGGUAUUGAUGGUGAGGCAGACUUUGAGAAGAUUUGGACUGGAGUUCGUACUCUUCCAAACGAGUUAGGAAGCAUUCAUAGAUGUCCACUAUGUCGACGUCCAAUUACUAAUAUAAGAAGAUAUGGAAGGCCUAUCAAAAAGGCAAUACUUGACAUACAAAAUAAGAAAUUCUUGUCGAAGUAUAGGAGCCUAUUGCACAGUUAUAAUGAAAGAAUUCAAAUAAGUAUCAGUACAUUAGACGCAAAUCGAGAAAAAUUUCUCACAAAUAUCAAGAAACCCAUUUAUCUUAAUUCAAAUGAAAAGUCAUCUGGAGUUUUUAAAAUUCCAGGAGAUUCCAAUGUCAAAGAACUGGCCAAACUGAAUGAAUUCACAAACCUCCGCAAGAGUUACGGAAUACCUCAACCUCAUAACGAUUACUGGAUCAAGAAUACUAAUAUUUUGAUUCAAAUAUAUGCAAGUCUUUCGCAUCUACUUGCUGAAACUAAGAGCCCACCUUGGAAAGCGGCAUUUGAAGCAGCUGUAGCAAGUUUAUAUAGAUCAAGAUUAAUUGAAAUGGAUUAUAUUAUUGAGACCAUCAGGAAUAUGGGAAUUGCAGAAGAUGAUGCUGAUAGCACAAUACUUGUAUUACAACGUGAAUCUCUUCACGGAGUAGGAAUGGUACUUCCAGUUAUUGAUCGUCGAUGUUAUCUAGACAUAUUUUUUAUUAUAAUUAACGUUCAAAAAAUAUUAUUUCAAGAAGUUGAUUAUAUAAUUCAAGCGUUAUCAGAUAAUGACCAAGAUAACAGAAGUCUUGACACUAAACCUGGUUGGAUUAAUUUUGCUUUAUUUAUUCUUCAAUCGACUAUGUCACAUCUGCAAGUUAUAAUCAAAGUAGCACAGGAAACAAAAUACUAUAAGCAAUAUGUGUCAGCUACCCUUGAACUAGCAGAAGUGCAAUGUCGACAUUACCGGUAUAGGUUUAAACAUAGAAAAAUAGCCGAAGAUCCAAACGAUGCUACUGGAAAAGCAGAGAGGAAGAAGAUAAUUAACGAAUUAAAAGAAAUCCUCCAAAGAUUUGAAACCCUCGUCCAUGAAAUCUUUCCUAUUCUUCAGGCUGAACACUUUCAAAGCCAAUGCGAAAAAAGAAUGGAGGAUACUAUUGAGGAAAUCAAUGAACUUACGAAUUUAGCAAAAGGAGGGGUGUUGACAAAAACGGAAAAAUUGCAGAUAUUCCAAGCAAUGAGUGAAGACUUGCGAGGUAGUGGGCACUGGUAUACUUGUCCUAAUGGACACACUUAUACUAUUGCCGACUGCGGAGGUGCAGUGGUAGAGAGCAGAUGCCCAGAUUGCAAUGCAGUGAUCGGCGGUACUGGACACACAUUGGCGACUAAUAAUCGCCGCAAUGAAGAAUUCGAAAGUUUUAAUCAGUAA